GGAGGAUCCGCAGAGCUGAGCGUCGCUCUCUGCGUCACAGAUGUGAAAGUGAAAGUAAGUUGUUGGGAGAGGCGCAGAGACGGAGACACGCAGAGGAUGAACUGUCAGUGAACGCCGGUCUUCAGUGUCCUACAGGGAUUCCUGUUGAUAUAGUUGAGCGAUGCAGUCCUGUAGCUCUGCUCACUGUGUCCUGAUCUUACUGAUCUUCACAUUCACUGCUGUGUAUGUGUCAGCUGUUCCCCCAGUGAAGGUGAAGCUUAAUGAGACGGCUACUCUGCCCUGCUAUGAGAGCUGUGCUGGUGUCGUCAGAUGGACUGUAUCCCAUAAACCCAGAGAUGUUCUAGCUGAGUGUGAUCAGACUUCAUGUAGAUCAGUGAAGGAGGGAUAUCAGAUGAUCCAUGAUCAGUACCUGAAGGGGAAUCUCUCUCUCAUCAUCACUAAUGCUGACCUCAGUAAGAGCAGUACAUACACGUGUGAGUGCGGCAAAUCAGAGAUCUGUGAUGUGUACCUUCAGGUUGAGGAGAAAGGAACUGAAAACAGCAGAAACAGUGAGGGAAUGUCCCAUGUGAAGGUGAAGCUUCAUGACUCUGCUACUCUGCGCUGCUCUGAGAGAUGUUCUGGUUUAGCGAGAUGGACUGUGUUCCAUAAACCCAGAGAUGCUCUGGCUGAGUGUGAUCAGACUUCAUGUAGAUCAGUGAAGGAGGGAUAUCAGAUGAUCCAUGAUCAGUACCUGAAGGGAGAUCUCUCUCUCACCAUCACUGACACCGAUUUCAGCAAGAGAACCUCAUACACGUGUGACUGUGAUGGUAAAGAUCUCUGUGACGUGGCCCUGAAGAUUGAAACUGUGAAUACUCUAGUUCAGAUAAAGGCCGGUGAAUCUCUGGUGCUGAAUUUGGACAUAUUAGAUCCGUUGGAGGUGAUUUACGACUGCAGAGGAGCAUCUGGAACAUUCAGUGGUCAGAUCUGUACAGUGGAUGGACAAUCACUAGAGUGUAAACCUGAAUAUAAACACAGAAUGUCUAAACUAACAUCUGAUCUAGAGCUGAGAGAAAUGAAGCCGUCUGAUAGUGGAGUUUACACUAUUCGGGACAUCAAGACUAAAGAGGACAUUCACGUCUAUUCAGUGAUUGUCCAAGAUAAACCACAGCCUCCAUGGUGGUCAAUUGUAUUGAUAACUGCCUUUGUGAUCCUGGUAUUGGUGGCACUUUCGCUUUAUCUGAUGAAGUACAGUCAGACAUGCAGAAGAAGGAUUCAACGUUUCUAUAGGUUUCUGUUCCUGCUCUUCAUUGAGAUGUAUGAUAUCAAACUCUACUCGCUUAAUCUGAAUGGAGCCAGAGAUGCGAGGAAAAGGGCAGUCCUGUACGAGAUGCUGAAAGUUAAGCAGGUGGACGGGUUGCCAGGGUUCAGGAAACAAACAGUGACUGCGUGA
Pygocentrus nattereri (red-bellied piranha) is the source of this 1429-nucleotide messenger RNA. RefSeq lists its product as uncharacterized. The record is from RefSeq and is a predicted model, not a curated record. Bases 161 to 1429 code for a protein of 422 amino acids. The transcript is spliced from 8 exons. Lineage: Eukaryota; Metazoa; Chordata; Actinopteri; Characiformes; Serrasalmidae.